CAACGUAGCCUGUGACGUAAGACGUGAGUGAACAACGGUUCUACUAACGAACCGUGUCGAGUUCUCGUUUUAUCACUCGGUAUAUUCGGUGAAACUGAAAUACCUCGAGGAUCAUGCUAGUCAUAUCGAGAUAUUGAGCUUCCUUCGUCAUACUAAUCCUCGCUUUCGAUGCAAACACCUGCUUACGGUCAAAGAAACAUCGCGAGCGACUACUCUCUAGUUUCGAUCGGAAGGAAGUCUUAAACUCCAGUUUCAAUGGAAAAGAAGGACAGCCCGACAGCUUCGAAUCAAUUUAAACUUUUACCAAAAAUUAUAAAUGGCGGAAUCGCAGGUAUUAUCGGGGUCUCUGUCGUAUUCCCACUGGACUUGGUUAAAACACGAUUACAGAAUCAAGUUAUCGGGCCUAAUGGUGAACGAAUGUACAAAUCUAUGCUCGACUGUUUUAUGAAAACUUACAAGGAAGAGGGCUAUUUCGGCAUGUACAAAGGGUCUGCUGUAAAUAUUCUUCUAAUCACACCCGAGAAAGCGAUUAAGCUCACUGCCAAUGAUACUUUUCGACAUUACUUGUCUACCGGGCCUGGACAGAAACUCCCAAUAGAACGCGAGAUGCUUGCUGGUGGCAUGGCUGGAGCGUGUCAAAUUGUUGUCACCACUCCGAUGGAGUUACUCAAAAUUCAAAUGCAGGAUGCUGGUCGAGUAGCGGCAGCAGCAAAGAAAGCUGGGAAAACUGUGACAAAGGUGUCUGCCCUGUCUCUAACGAAAGAUCUCCUUCGAAAUAGAGGUAUUUUGGGACUUUACCAAGGCACUGGUGCGACAGCGCUUAGGGAUGUCACGUUUUCCGUUAUAUACUUCCCGUUGUUUGCUAGACUGAAUGACAUUGGGCCGAAGAGGGAGGAUGGAUCUUCUGUGUUUUGGUGUUCGUUUCUGGCUGGUUGUGCCGCUGGUUCCACAGCUGCGCUGAUGGUCAAUCCGUUCGAUGUAAUCAAAACUAGGUUGCAAAUAAUCAAGAAAGCUCCUGGUGAACCAACGUAUAACGGCGUGUUUGACUGUAUAAGUAAAACGAUGAGGAACGAAGGCCCUACGGCAUUCUUCAAAGGCGGAGCGUGCAGAAUGAUCGUGAUAGCACCCCUUUUCGGGAUCGCACAAACCGUUUACUACCUCGGUGUCGCAGAGAGGCUUUUGGGCCAUAAAUGAACGUAGCCCUCUACUCUUUUCUGCCGUCUUGAAUACUCUGGGAUUAAACUGACAAUAACUGGCGUUAUUAUAGAUGUAUUUUCGCUUAGUACGGUUCGCUAGUUGUCCAUUGUGUGUUUACCUGAUAAGUGGUCGAGUACGGUGGUGGUGCAGCAAUGUCAUCUUGCGUUGCGAUACUUGGAUCAGAGCUGCUUUUCAAUCUAGACGGUGCACCCAGAGCACCUGGUAAAGCUGGUGCCGGACUGAGUUCCAAGUCACUCUCCGGGGAGGAAGCAUAGGA
Messenger RNA from Hylaeus anthracinus, 1474 nucleotides. RefSeq names its product mitochondrial glutamate carrier 1-like. NCBI's taxonomy places the organism in Eukaryota, Metazoa, Arthropoda, Insecta, Hymenoptera, Colletidae. Bases 256 to 1194 code for a protein of 312 amino acids. Gene Ontology annotation, biological process: malate-aspartate shuttle; aspartate transmembrane transport; L-glutamate transmembrane transport. Gene Ontology annotation, molecular function: L-aspartate transmembrane transporter activity; L-glutamate transmembrane transporter activity. The transcript is spliced from 9 exons. The record is from RefSeq and is a predicted model, not a curated record.